Messenger RNA from Ictidomys tridecemlineatus (thirteen-lined ground squirrel), 594 nucleotides. Its product is annotated as keratin-associated protein 3-1. NCBI's taxonomy places the organism in Eukaryota, Metazoa, Chordata, Mammalia, Rodentia, Sciuridae. The record is from RefSeq and is a predicted model, not a curated record. Gene Ontology annotation, molecular function: structural molecule activity. Gene Ontology annotation, cellular component: keratin filament.
CACUUCUCAACAACCCAACAAAACCCCAACUCCCAACACCAUGUCCUGCUGUAUUGCCCGCUGCUGCAGCGUUCCCACCGGCCCUGCCACCACCAUCUGCUCCUCAGACAAGUCCUGCCGCUGUGGAGUCUGCCUGCCCAGCACCUGCCCCCACCAGCUCCACCUCCUUGGGCCCGUCUGCUGCGACAACUGUCCUCCACCCUGCUGUCAGCCUGAUACCUAUGUGCCAACCUGCUGGCUGCUCAACUCUUCCCACCAAACUCCUGGCCUGAGCGGGAUCAACCUGAUGACCCACGUUCAGUGUGGCUGUGAAAACCCCUGUGAGCCCUGCUAAGCAGCCAAGUCUUCCACUGGUGCAGUGACGUGGCUGCUCAGCGGCAUCCACCGCAGCUGGCCUUCAGCACUUGCUCCUGCCUGCAUCAGAGCUACAUCAAUCCCCACUGCCAGGGCCGAGUCUUAAGGAUUUGGCCGACUUCUUACCGCCUGGCUUCUCUGGUUUAGUGGGACACCUCCUUCUUUUAGGCGAUUUCACUGCUCUUUGAGAAAUGACCAUUUUUGACUCUUCGCUAAUAAACUUCAUUCUGACUUAGCAAA